GGGAAGAGGCAAUAGCCAACAACUGCAGCGCGUUGGUCUUUGGAAGACAUCUGCUAGGGAGAGAAGAACCCUGGCCGGGGCUAUUGACUCUCCCGUCAAGAGACUAAGGCACCCGUCUAAAGAGAAAAACAAACCAACAAACACAUUUCUUGGAAAGUGACUACCAUGGGCUGCAGCAGGAAUCCCAGUUCUGACCGACAUCGCUCUAAGGAGUUCCAUCAUACUCUCACAGUAUAAAAAACAAACAAAAAAAAACCCAAAUCCUUUUUCAUCAUUGGGCUGCCCACCCUUUCCGUCACAAUUUUCUCCCUCCCCACUCCCUUCCUGUCAUCACAGUGGGUUGGAGAGCACCAGAUUGGGCAUAAUUUCCUUAGGGACCUUGCCAAGCCAUGGCAUGUCAGGGCUGCUGCUGCUGCUGGAGUGCUGGGCACCUGAACCAAGACAAUGCCAGAUUCUUGCUACUGGCUGUCUUGAUUAUCCUAUACAUGGUGUGCGGGGCGGCUGUCUUCUCUGCGAUUGAGAGAGCUCAGGAGUGCAGGACAAAGGAGCAGUGGGAGGAGAAGUUACUCAACUUUAGCCUGACUCACAAUCUGAGUUUCGAUGAACUUCGAGGUUUUCUCCAGGAUUAUGAGGAUGCUAAGGCUGCUGGAAUCCGAAUUGGUGACAGCCGGCCCCGGUGGGACUUUACUGGUGCUUUCUAUUUUGUAGGUACUGUGGUGUCCACUAUAGGUUUUGGCAUGACGACACCGGCAACUGUUGGAGGCAAAAUUUUUCUGAUAUUUUAUGGUCUCAUUGGAUGUGCUGGCACCAUUUUAUUCUUCAACCUCUUCUUAGAGCGUCUGAUUACAGUCAUCGCUUACAUCAUGAAAUCAUGCCAUGAGAGGCAGCUCAGAAAGAAGGGGAGUUUGCAAUCUGAUAACCAAAGAGGCUCUGGAACCUCAGAGGCUGACAGCAUGGUGGGGUGGAAGCCCUCGGUGUAUAACGUCAUGCUGAUCCUAUGCAUGGCCUCCAUCAUAAUUUCCUGCUGUGCCUCCGCCAUGUACACACCCAUUGAAGGUUGGAGCUUUUUUGAUUCUCUUUAUUUCUGCUUUGUGGCCUUCAGCACCAUUGGCUUUGGUGACCUUGUCAGUAGCCAGAAUGCCCAGUACGAGAGCCAAGGGCUCUAUCGUUUUGGCAACUUCGUCUUCAUCCUCAUGGGCGUCUGCUGCAUUUAUUCCUUGUUCAAUGUGAUCUCCAUCCUCAUCAAGCAGUCCAUCAACUGGAUCUUGAAAAAAAUAGAAUUCCACUGUUGCCAGUGCCAAAGAAAAGCCUUACUCUUACGGAGAAAUGUAGUAACUCCCAGCAAUGUGCGGAGUGGGCAAGAAAUCUCCAUUGAGACAGAUGGUGUGAUCGAGAGUGAAACGGAUGGGCGUCGUCUCUCUGGAGAGAUGAUCUCCAUGAAGGACUUCUUGGCAUCCAACAAGGUCUCACUAGCCAUAUUGCAGAAGCAGCUGUCAGAGACGGCCAAUGGAUGUCCUCGACAGGCCAAUGUGUCAGCCCGACACAAGGGAUUUUCAGGGGGGGUGGGAGCCCUGGCAAUUAUGAACAACAGGCUGGCAGAAACAAGCGGAGACAGAUAGAGAGACGCUCCGGACACUGGAAGCCCAGUAGAGGACAAUAGACAGAAGGAGCUGUCAUCAAAGAGACCAAGAGAGCAGAGCAGGACUGUCUGCCCUUAGAGGCCUCAGCAAUAGCUCCCUAACAUUGGUCACAGUUUGGCAUCAUCUACGGUCUUGGCCCUUGGCAGAACUUUGUUCCCCCAAACAGCAGCUUUCCAAGGGACCUGUGUGGAAUUAAAUACCAUGAUAUUUCUGUUGUCUUUCCUCCCCUCCCCCCCUUUAUGUAUAUAUAACUAUAUCUAUAUGUAUUCCUUAAAUCUGAGACCAGCUCUAAAAACUGAUCGCAGAAGAAUCACAGAGAAGAUUAAACUCUCUUCUUCUGGGGCAGCUAAUGCCUUAAAAUUGCCUUACAUUUGUAUAGUGCGUUACACUUUGCAGAGUAAGUUUCUAUUUAUAGUAUCCCAUUUGAUCCUCACAAACAGGUAGGCCUCAGAGGUGUGGAGGGCAAGGAUUAUUGUCCCCACUUUUUAAAAAACAAGUGAGGAAGUCAUAGCUUAGACAGACCAAGCUCACACAGUGGUAAUAAGCAGUAGAGGUGAGAGUACAGCUCUGACUCCAAGUCAGCUCCCCUGUGGAGUGUUAAAUGUCAUACAGGAUGGUCUGGUUUAGUUGGGGAGGAGGAGAGGGAAGGGAAGGUUGGAUAUUUUAAGGUUUCAUUUCUUGCCUUUGUUAUCCUUCAAAUGGAAGAAGGAUCAUGGGUCUUGUUUUGUGGCUUAAAAGUUACUGACCUAUAACAAAUGUCAAAUUAUCCCCUCAUCCUACACCUUCUCUAUUGGCCCACUACUUAAUCUCCAGCUCUUCUUCCCUCCCUCCCCAGUCUUCUCUGAACUGUAUAACUCACACUCUUUUUUCAAAGGGAAUUGUUGCUGCUUAGAGCUAGGAGCUGACAGAGCAGCACUUCCAAGUCCAGGGGGAGAAAAACACAUUUAUUUUGUAUACAUGGGUUUUGGCGGGUUUUUUAAUGGUGUUUUCUCCUUUAGGGUUGCUAGCCAACUGAGUGAGAAUUGACCAAGCAGUCAGAUUCCAUUUCGGGCUUUUGAAUUGAAAUGAGAAAAACACUCCUCUAUCUCUGCUUGACUGCCUCCUUCCUGAUUCUCACACAGCUCCUUUCCUUCUAUUACAAAGACUGGGUCUUGAUUAGAAUUCAUGCUGAACAAAUCCAUUUUAUUCAAUAAAAUUAGCUGAGCACUUGUCAGGGACCCAGAGAAAAGAUCUAGAUUAAACACACACACACACACACACAUACACACACACACACACACAUACACACACACACACACACACACACAGAUUCGUUGUAGGCAGACAAACAAGCUGAGGUGACAUUCACCUGAUGCUUUUAAAAGCCAUCCAACAUCAUGUCUAGGUAAUUGCAGAAGGACCCCUAUAAGGUGGAUAAGGAAAUGAGGCUGGGCCAUUUCUCAUCCUUUUCAAGCUCUAGUCUCUAUGCAUCAUUUCAGAGCUAUUUCUCAGCUUUGCUGGCAAUGAGAAGAAAUUCCAGACAAUUUCUUUCCUUAAUUUUUUAAUAUUGAGAGCAUCUCAGUUCCCAGUAGGGUUUGCAAGGAUAACUAAAUA
Dromiciops gliroides (monito del monte) is the source of this 3233-nucleotide messenger RNA. It is a transcript of the gene KCNK13, whose product is annotated as potassium two pore domain channel subfamily K member 13. Gene Ontology annotation, biological process: stabilization of membrane potential; potassium ion transmembrane transport. The transcript is spliced from 2 exons. The record is from RefSeq and is a predicted model, not a curated record. Gene Ontology annotation, molecular function: potassium ion leak channel activity. Bases 390 to 1619 code for a protein of 409 amino acids. Lineage: Eukaryota; Metazoa; Chordata; Mammalia; Microbiotheria; Microbiotheriidae. Gene Ontology annotation, cellular component: membrane.